Molecule: messenger RNA, 1620 nt
Organism: Aegilops tauschii subsp. strangulata
Lineage: Eukaryota; Viridiplantae; Streptophyta; Magnoliopsida; Poales; Poaceae
Product: E3 ubiquitin-protein ligase RING1
Biological process (GO): protein ubiquitination
Cellular component (GO): cytoplasm
Molecular function (GO): ubiquitin protein ligase activity
Source: RefSeq, a predicted model, not a curated record
CGAAAUCGAAAACCCCAACCCAAAUCAAUCGCUUCCGUUACGAAAUUCCCCCAAAUCCAUCCCCAACCCGGUCCCGUCGGAUCGAUCGCCGCCGCCAUGUCGUCGUCGCAGCCGCAGCAGCGCUACUACUGCCACCAGUGCGACCGCGCCGUCGCCAUCGCCGCGCCGGCCUCCCGCGACGACGAGGUCUUCUGCCCGCUCUGCGCCGGGGGGUUCGUCGAGGAGCUCCUCGACGACGAGGACCCCCCAAACCCUAGCCCCCAAAUCCACCCGCCGCAGUCCCCCUUCUUCCCCCUCGCCAGCUUCCUCGACCUCCGCAACCCCAGCGACCUCGCCGGGGUCCUCGGCCCGCCCUCCCCCUCCGCGCCCCGCGCCGCCUCCUCCGCCGCCAACCCAAACAACCAGUUCGACGUCACCGACUUCCUCCACGGCCACCUCGGCGGCCUCCUCUCCGGCGGCGCCACUAUCCAGAUCGUCCUCGAGGGCUCCUCCUUCCCCGCCGGCUUCGCCUCCUUCCAAGGGGGCCCCGUCCCCGGCGGGGUCAGCCUCGGCGACUACUUCAUGGGAUCCGGCCUCGAGCAGCUCAUCCAGCAGCUCGCCGAGAACGACCCCAGCCGCUACGGCACCCCGCCCGCCGCCAAGGCCGCCGUCGCCGCCCUGCCCGACGUCGCCGUCUCUGCCGACAUGAUGGCCGCCGACGGGGGCGCCCAGUGCGCCGUCUGUAUGGACGACUUCCUGCUCGGCGCCGCCGCCAAGCAGCUCCCCUGCAACCACGUCUUCCACAAGGACUGCAUCCUGCCCUGGCUCGACCUCCACAGCUCCUGCCCUGUCUGCCGCCACGAGCUGCCCACCGAUGACCCUGACUAUGAGAACCACCAGCGCCAGGCCGCUGCCCCUGCUGCUGCUGCUGCUGCUGCUGCGGCGCCGCCUGCGUCCCCUGGCGGUGGCCCUUCGCCUAGGGUCAUGGAGAGGAGGUUCAGGAUCUCCCUGCCGUGGCCUCUCAGGGCUGCUUUUGGCGCGCAGCAGGCAGAGAGCAGUGACCAGGACGCUGCUGGCUCUGGUGACUACAACAACGAUCCGAAUGCGAGCGGUCGCUCGUAUGAUGAUCUCGACUGAAGCGCCUGCAAGGAAGAGGGGAACAGGGGGAUAAGGAGGGGCAACGGACUGGCGGGAAGAAGGGAAGAGAAUCUGAAUGCAAGGAAGAGAAGACAAGAAGAAGAAGGAAGACUUAUGUUGUUGUUGUUGAUCUGAAUUGAAUUGGAGGCUUUUUUGGUGAUGAAGAGUGGCGCCGUCCGUCUAUUGAUCUCUCGUCUCCCCUCCCCUCCCCUCCCCUCUUUGCCUGUCAUGGUUGUAGAAAGAGAAGAGAGAAAAAGAAAGUAGAGAUGAUAUUCUUUGGUUGCCUGGUCUGGUCUGGUCUGGUUGGUGGGUUGACUUGACUGAAUAUACCUUCUUGUCUGUGUUAUUAGUAGAAUUGUGUGUCUGUGUCGUCGAUCGAUCUUCCUUUCUCUCUUGGGGGAUGGGAAGAAAGAAAGAAAGAAGAAAGGGAACCCUAGCGAUCCUCCUAUAUAGACAUACAUAAUGUGUUAUAGUAUGUUUAAAUGGAUGGAUGGUGUCUGGAAA